Molecule: messenger RNA, 2354 nt
Organism: Paramecium octaurelia
Lineage: Eukaryota; Ciliophora; Oligohymenophorea; Peniculida; Parameciidae
Source: the annotation of a GenBank genome assembly
AUGUUCGAUUGUCCAAUAUGUUUGAUCUCUUAUGAUAAUAAUCAAGCCUUUACAUUCCCUUCAUGUUUUCAUACAUUUUGUAUAAAUUGUCUAAAAUCCACCUUUGAAACUAGAAUCAAGGAACAAAAUGUAAAUUUGGAUAGCUUUAAAUGCCCUGGGUGUGAAAUUCCAUUCGAUCAAUCCUUAAUCUAGAAUUUUGUAUCUCAGGAAAUUUUCAAGAAAUACUGUGAACUAAGUAUAGAAAUGAAUCAAGUCUUUGGAUUGGAAGAUAAUGAGAUAAUGGCCAAUUGUUUAAAUGAGGUUUGUAGAGAAAAAUAUAUAAUCUGGAAGAAUGCAGGUUUCAUAGAAUUAUCUUAAUUUAGAAUACUAAAAAUGUUUAAAAUGCAAAAUGGAAUAUUGUCGUUUAUGUUUUUUACCCUAUCAUAAAGACACUUGUACUUGUGAAGAACAAAAGCUACUUUAUUAAGACAAAGUUUAUAAGGACUUAAAAGUACUCCUCAAAGCAAGUAGAUGUCCUAAAUGUAGGAUUAUGGUGGAAAAGGUCUCAGGCUGUAAUUUUAUGACCUGUAAAUGUGGCACAUAUUUUUGCAAUCUAUGUGAUGUUUAGCUUGAAAGCAAGGUAGAAUUUAAGAUAGAUUUAAUAAGGAUCACUAUGCUCACUUUGAGAACAACAGUCCUUCUCAAGAUAAGUGCAAAAUAAAAGUGAAUGGCCAAUGGGUAUCACGACCUGCAGUGGAAGAUGUUAAGAAACCUUAAAUAAAAUAAGGAAUCAAAGAACCUGAAAAUGUGAUUAAUUCUAUUCCUUGUCCUAAUUGCAAUUCAACAAAUCCAAAUAUCACCAAGCUUCAACUCUAUGAUAGGGUUGCACAUUGCUGCAGUGUCAAAUGCUAAAAUAGAGCCUAUUGCAUACAUUGUAAAAAGAUGCUUCCCAAUUAAGAUAUAUUAAAUCAUUUUACAAAUACAUUGGAAUGUAGGUUCAUAUGAAAUUUUUAUUGAUAAGUUUGAGAAUUUAGUAUAAUAUAAAUAUAAUGUUUAAUAUUGUAGGGGAACUUUGGAAAGCUUAAUAGUAUGCUAAAAACGAAUGCUGUUUUGAAGUUCCUUAAACAUUCUACUUACAAGGUAGCAAAAUAUCCCACUAUUUUACCAGUUCAUAAUGUUCUGGUAAAAUCUUGAAGAAAAGGAAAGAGAAUGUAACUUUAAAAAGCAUAUUGGACACCUUCAACUCUAAGGAGAAGUACGUGUGUUCAUUUUAGAGAUUAUUGAACAAAAAAGAUGUUCAAUUUAAAUACUUAACUCGUAUUGAACUUGAGGCACUCAUAUCCGACAUUACUAAUUUCUCAGAACUAUAUCAAGAUGUCAUCAUCUAAUAAACAUUCCAGAAUGAAAACAUAAUCGCUUAUUCUAGACACGGACACAUAACACAAAUUUAACAAAGGAUCCCUCUCUAGUCAGAACCAUUGAUUACUUUAAAAGAUAGUUAAUUUGCUUGUGAAAAAGUAAUAUUUGAAGCCAGAGUUAACAAAGUCGGAUUAGCAAUUGAACAAUUAAUAAGUUUGAUUGAAGGUUCAAAAGUUAAUGAAAUUGAGUUAUACAUGAAAUAUGUUGGAGAGAAAUUGAUUAUUAUGUGGAACACUAAUCUUAAAUGUAGGACUAACAGAAGAGCUCUAAACUUCAUAAAUUCAUAGAAUUAUCUACAUAAUUAAGAAUACUUCGAAUAGUUCCAGCCAAAAAAAUAGGUUACAGAUGAAAUCACCAUGAUUUAAUGUUGCAGUUGCAGAAAACUAACUAAAAUAAAUGAUACAUUUGAAGUGUUGAAGAAUAGAAUAUGGAAGAUUAGAAUGCAUAGAAAUCUCCAUCAUUUGAAUGAUUAGAAAUUAUAUCUAGAUGUAACUGGGAGAAUUGUGCCAAAAUUUGAUGAGUUUUAAUUUGUGAGAGUGUGUGGAAUAUGUUAUAAUAGUUUUAUUGAAACUAUAUCCAACAAUAACACUAGGACUGAGAACACACUGAGGAAAUUGCCAUAAAAAUAAUAAGAUCUAUAAUAAUUGAUGAUACAGAAUGGUCCUAGAAGAAAACUAUUUAAAUUCAAUGAUAAUUAAACAUAUUUAGGUAGUCGAUCAAAUAGUACCCAGAUUAAGGAGAAGAGAACUACACCUUAAAUAAUGAAUUCCACAUUUGAUGAGAAUUAUGAGAGUAUCUAGAAUUAAAGAAUGGAGAUAGAUGAAGAUUUUGAUUAAUUAUUGAAUGAAGUUAAAAAUGAAGUUAGAAGUUCUUAUUAAUCAAACAAAGUGGUGAUUAAUAAAACUAGAAUACAGAGUGCUUAAAAUAAUCAGAAAUUUAAAUUAUAUUACUAAUGA